Messenger RNA from Aspergillus puulaauensis, 2367 nucleotides. It is a transcript of the gene COG3, whose product is annotated as Golgi transport complex subunit COG3. Lineage: Eukaryota; Fungi; Ascomycota; Eurotiomycetes; Eurotiales; Aspergillaceae. Gene Ontology annotation, biological process: cytoplasm to vacuole targeting by the Cvt pathway; autophagy; Golgi organization. The coding region runs from base 1 to 2367 and encodes 788 amino acids. The transcript has 4 exons. The record is from RefSeq and is a predicted model, not a curated record. Gene Ontology annotation, cellular component: cis-Golgi network; COG complex; membrane.
AUGCCUACGCAAACUACAGGACAGCGAAGCCGCCGGCAAACCGCCCCAUCGGGCAUGCCUCUGGACCUCAAGGCGAGCCAGAUUGAGAAGCUCGAGACUGUCCCAGACGAGUUAGACGUGUCUGCUGAGAUCCAUAAUGAACUUGAAUUUGCUCAGUGGUACAAUGAUGUUGAAUCCAGUUUGCUCGAAUCGAGUUAUGAUGAGUAUCAGGCUUGCCUUAACGAACUCCAGACGUCCAAAUCCCAUCUAGACACGCUGCUUUCAGACACAUCAUGCACACUUGAUCUUUUGUCGAGUCUCUCCGAAAAUUUCAAAACGGUCGAUGCGCAAACGUCCAACUUCCAGAAACAAUGCGAGGGGCUCCUCGCGGCUCAGAAGCGCGAUACGGAUUUGGUGACGGAUAUUGAGUACAAUCUUCAAUUCUACGAUUUUCUCGACCCUGCCUCUCGGAGGCUGAACGCGCCGGGUGCGGGAAAUACUGUGCGUGGGCAGGAUUUCUCAGACAUGCUAAGGCAACUAGACGAAUGCUUGGACUACAUGGAGGCACACCCGGAGCAAAAGGAAGCAGAAGUUUACCGAUCAAGAUACCGGCUUCUCCUAACGCGCGCUCUGACGCUCAUCCGAGGCCAUUUAGUUUCUUCCCUUCGUGAAGUAUAUGCAAGUGUUUCGAAAAAGGUCGCAGACAAGCAGCUCAACGACACUGCACUAUCCGCUCUUCUCUAUGCCAAGUUUCGGGUUGGCGCACCUGAAUUGAAGCAAAUUGGCCUGGAGAUUCAGAAGAGAGCCGUCCCGCCGUUAGACCCUGAUCAAGGCACAGAAGCUGAAUACCAAAGUCUUCUUAAUGAGCUUCAUACCAACUAUGCAGCUACUCGUGGAAAGCUGAUUAUACCAUUGGUCCGUAGGAGGCUGGGUGAGAUCGCACAGGCUCCGAGCAGCUCGAGCGAGUUGGUUUCAUUUGCUCGCGCAAGUAUCAGCUAUGUCCGAGGGGUUUGCUUAGAUGAAUUCGACUUGUGGAGCGAAUGGUUCCAUGGUCAGGGAGGUCUAUAUGAUUUUCUAGAGACCAUUUGUGAACCCCUAUACGACCAUUUGAGACCAAGAAUCAUUCACGAAGAUAAGAUUGUCAAGCUGUGCCAGCUUUGUACUCUGCUCCAGACUCGAUAUUUAUUUGACCAAGAGGAAGAGGCGGAGUAUACGGAUGUGAAUCAGCUUGAUUUCUCAACGCUAAUUCAACCAGCGUUGGAGGAUGUGCAGACCCGCCUCGUCUUCCGUGCGCAGGCUUUCCUUCGUGAUGAGAUUGAACGAUUCAAGCCGCGUCCGGAGGAUCUCGAAUAUCCUGCCCGCAACAAACAGCUUUCGAUAUCCGUAUCUGAGAAACAGAUAUCAGGAAGAAAGGUCUCGCAUACGGACGCGUACCUCAACCCGCCAAAACCAACCAAGUCAACCGAAGACAAUACGGACACGCCACUCGAGCAAGAUCUGAAAUGGGAUUAUGAGUCCCAAAACGCACCUGACGCGUGGUACCCGACCCUCCGAAAAGCUGUGUGGCUUCUGAGCCGGAUAUACCGUCUUGUAAAUUCCACCGUUUUUGAUGACCUUGCACAUCAAAUCGUCCAUCAAACGACGGACUCGCUUCACCACGCUAGCACAUCAAUAUCUAGCAAAUCUCCAACAGAUGGACAACUAUUCUUAAUGAGCCACUUGCUAAUAUUAAAGCAACAAAUCGUCGCCUUCGAUAUCGAAUACGUCGCCCCCGAAGUAUCUUUCGAUUUCUCUGGUGUCACAAGCACCUUCUGGGAACUCCGCGAGCGCGGCGGCCUCUUCAACCCUCGCAAUCUAAUGAGACUCGUCGGGCACGGUCUCCUCCCUCGAGUGGUCGAAAACAUGCUCGACGCCAAAGUCGAACUGGACGGACGGCUCAGAACAGCAAUCAACGACUUUAUCAACAGCUUUGCUAGUAAAAUGACCGCAUCUCUCCCGUCGAAGUUCGUUGACAAGCGAAACCUCCAACGCGGCGAACUUAUCUACCCAACGUGCAACAAUAUUGAAAACGAGGUCUCCCGCCUCCGCAAAGUUCUUGACGACUACCUCGAUGAUAUCCGUAUGAAGGAAACUCUUGUUGGUGCCGUUCAGGAUCGCGUCAUUCAAAUAUACGAAGAAUUCUUCAUUAAAUACACCUCCUCUGAGAAGAACAAGGGUGUUCCAGUCAGCAAGAAGGGCAAGGGUCGUGAAGAUGCUGUAUGGGAUGUCGAGACAUUUGCGGACUGGUGUGAGGGGGUCUUCCGGGUCGGUGUUGCAACACAGGAUGACGAUCAAGUUCCCAGUCGGAGUGUGAGUAGAACUGGUAGCUUGGGGUCUCAGUUUCGAUAG